CGAGAUUCACCUGCUACACGCGGUUAGGCGUGCAUCCGAGCUUCCUCACACAACUACUGAACGCUAACGACGAGAGCUGCUGCGAGUUUGGCCAGCGCUUUGCAAGCCUGCGCAUCAGUAGAGCCACUCCAGCUUUGUGGUCGAGCCACAGCGGUCGAAAAUGCGGCGCCACACGUCGUCGCCGACCGACGUGACCGCCCCGCUCCUGCAAGACGACAAGGCGAAACCGGCAGAGAAGCCAUCAAACCGCUUAGAACCAGCGCCGCCCGCCAUUUGCUACCUCGUCGCGGUCGCGUACGUCUACCUCUGCGACCAGGGCAUUGAACAUUGUAGACGCUUGCAGAAGACGGGGCGGACCGACGUCGGCGAGUUGAUGAUUGAGUGGUGUAUACUGUUAGUGGUCUACUCCAUUGAAACGCUACUCGCAUACAAUGGUAUGACAACGUUAUACCGAUGGAAUAAACAAAACUACGUCGAGCACCACCUGCCCCUCGUAUUAGGCAGCGUGCUCUGGGUCCUACUGGGAGUCGAUCCAGCAAUCCACCGGGAGUGGGCGGCCUUGACGUUAGCGAUCUCGUUCAUCGAGGCGUCGGCCGCGUUGUUGGUGCACCAUCCAUCAAAAAGGUGGCACGCCUUUCGAUUAGGAUUGAAUGCAAUAGUGCAGCUGGACCUGUUGUGCGCGGACCUGUGGUCCUACUGGCGGCACGUUUCUUCCGAUACGUGGACGUGGCCGUCGCUUCUCCUGACGCAGGGCCUCCUCGCCGCCGCGGCGACGCAUAUUUAUUAUGGGCAGGGCAUCGUCCGCGCGAUCUCUAGACGGGGGCGCCAGGAGCGCGAGCUCGCGGGGCUCGGGUGUCUGGUGAUGCUGGGGGUCGGGCUGUGGAUCUCGCCUUGGUAA
Messenger RNA from Pelagomonas calceolata, 898 nucleotides. Lineage: Eukaryota; Pelagophyceae; Pelagomonadales; Pelagomonadaceae. The record is from the annotation of a GenBank genome assembly.